CCACUCUCUCUUUUAAUGGUAUUUUUCUUCUUGGCAAAGAAAAUAAAAAAGAAGAUAUUUUGCUUUAAUAAUAAUAGAAAUCUAAAAGUCGGGUAGAAAAAAUCCGAAUAAAGUAUAUCGGGUUGUACUGCUUGUCCCUAAACCCGCCAAGCUUUACGUCCAAACCUCCAGUCGUCGCUUCUGACCAAUCGUAAAGAAGCAGGUGAAGAAGUGGACUCUGCUAUUUCCUUGUACACCCAAGUGCAUAAAGGAUCCCCCUUUUCCACCACACCCAUUAUCUAGGGUUAGGGUUUUCGAGUUGAACCCCCAAAUCGCUCUUAGGGUCACUGAAAUUAGGGUUGUUUUGUCCCAGAAUUAAAAAAUGCGAGCUCUUCAAGAGGCUCCCUCACAACCUGGACUCCCAAUUUCACUUUCCCUGGGCUCAAAUUCAACUCUAGGCGAAGGGGCUUCGGGUUCCCGAUUCUACAGCUGGCUUGGUGAGUGCCAUGGGGCUUUUCACAAUGUCGCUCUAAUUGUACCCUCGCUUCUUUUCGUCCUGUACUUGGCCUAUCAAGCAAGGAAAAGCUUCUCGAAGCUCUCUCAUGGCCGGUCUUAUAUUAUGAUUGCGUACUAUGGGUGCCUUUGGCUUGUUAGCUUGCUCAAUCUUGCUUGGUGCUGUUUACAGGCAUGGGAGUGCACUCCUGGAAAAGAACUAGCCUGGAAUUUCUUAUCUUUGUUCACAACCUCCGGGAUGCUAUUUUUGGAAGUAAGCUUGCUGGCAUUUUUGAUCCAAGGGAAUUAUGCAAGUGGACUGGAAGCUUUGACACGGACUUUCGUUGUCUCAGGGGUCCUUGUUGUUUUGGAUAUACUUCUCAAGGCAAUCUAUCUAUUUGGAUUUGGAAUUCCAUUAUUCGUUGACAACAAAGAUCGUACAGAUCGGAUGAAGUGGGACUUGUGGGUUGUCCACAGGCUAGUGAUUACUGCAAUUUAUGGCUUCAUAUUGUUCAUGUACCAUUCCAAGUGGAGAGAAAGGUUACCAGCAAGACCUGCAUUCUACAAGUAUACUGCGGUCAUGUUUAUGUUGAACGUACUAGCCCUGUUUGCUUGCGGGCUUACUGGAAAUGGGGCUGGAUUUGGGUUUUGGCUCUAUGGUGCCACUGUUGUCUGUUAUCAUGCCCUUUAUCUUCCUCUUUUGUAUGUAACAUUUCUGGCAGACUUCUUCCAGGAGGAAGAUCUACAUUUGGAGAAUGUGUAUUAUUCAGAGAUGAAAGAUGCUGGUUUCUUUGAUGCUGAUUGGGAGUGAUGCAGUAACACUUGAUCACAAGAUGAUUUGGUCACCGCACUCGCUGUAUAUAGAAGUCAAUACUGUAUCUUGAAUGAAUCUUUUGUCAUGCUGUAUCUUGAAUGAAUCUUUUGUCAUGCUGUAUCUUGAAUGAAUCUUUUGUCAUACUGUAUCUUGGGUUGCUUUUUCAGUCUAAAAUAAUGAAAAUUGUAUUUCUAAGACUUA
Molecule: messenger RNA, 1486 nt
Organism: Prunus avium (sweet cherry)
Lineage: Eukaryota; Viridiplantae; Streptophyta; Magnoliopsida; Rosales; Rosaceae
Gene: CAND2
Product: Protein of unknown function, transmembrane-40
Biological process (GO): G protein-coupled receptor signaling pathway
Cellular component (GO): plasma membrane
Molecular function (GO): G protein-coupled receptor activity
Source: RefSeq, a predicted model, not a curated record